AAUUGUAGGUUUGUACAACAGACUUGUGCGAGACGGGACGAAGCGGCCAUAUUGGGGGUCGGCGAUAGCCGUGUCGAGUGUUCGAAACGACGCCCUACUCCAAAGAUUUUUUAGACCGACGGGACCUUGAUUUCGAGGGCGCGGACCAGUCAACACUUGUACGGAUCCGGGACGAGUCUCGACAAGCAGAUCCUAAAGUUAUUAUUAUUUUUUUUUAAUUGAAAUUUCCUUCAGAAGCCGCUCGUCUCUCAGAUAAAUCCUCUUCGUCCCAAAGUAUCUCUCGUCUUGGCGAAAUACGCUGACAUGUACGUCGAACGCCUUUUAUGACGACCACUGGACACAGCUCAUCCCGUACAGCCUUGAUCCGACACAGAUCCGUACAUUUAGAAUAGAUGAGGAAAAUGGAACGUACUCUGCUCAUUUUGACCGCCGUUUUCACCUCUUUCAUCUUAAUGGUGAAUGGUAACUGCAUCUGGUAUGGUAAAUGCCACACCCGGCCAAUUACUGGUCUGCCACUUAAUUGCAAUUACACUGGACCAGCAAAGAAACUGAAUAAUCCAAAGGGACUUGAGUACCUUAAGAAGUGGUGUCCUGAAUUUGUCAAUACUGCCCAAGAGACUGAGACUGAAAUAUGUUGCGACACAAUACAAUUGGAAGAUUUUGAUAAAAACAUAAACAUAGCUAAAAGUUUUCUUCAACGUUGCCCUUCAUGUUUCCAUAAUUUUCUUGCUCAUCUCUGUGCUAUCACAUGCUCACCAAGACAGUCAGAAUUCAUUAAUGUUACAUCGAUUGAAACUAAUGAAAAAGGAGUAUCUUUUGUCAACAGUUUAGAUAUUUUUGUUACAACAAACUAUUUGGCUGGCACAUUUAACUCGUGUAAAAACGUUAAUGUACCAGCAAUGGGUAAUCUGGCUUUAGAUGUAAUGUGCGGUGAUCAUAAAGCCAUAGGUUGCAGCCCCCUGAUAUGGUUUAAUUUUAUGGGAGAUCCUGACAAGAAUGCUUAUGCACCAAUCUUAAUGAACUAUAUACCUACAGAAGAGCCUACUAAAAAUAUAAUCCCAUUUAAUCCAAAAAUAAUACCUUGCAAUGUAGCUCUUGAUAAACACACACCGCCUUGUAGCUGUGUGGACUGUGAACAGAGCUGUCCGUCACCUCCACCACCAAAGCCACCAUUUGAACCAUUUAUGAUUUUAGGCCUUCCUGGCUUACCACUUGUGAUGCUUCUUAUCUUCGUAGGAGGGACAAGUCUGUUUCUUUCAGCUGUUUGCUGGGGCUCAUCUAUCUCGGCUGGCAUCGCUGUAGCAGUCCUGAGGAGAAGGAAAGAAGACCAUGCAGCAGGAAGUGUUGGCAGAAGGUUGGCUGGAAUCAACUCACGAAUUGCAAUGGCUGCCGAUGAUGAAUCGAGUCCUUUACAAUCAAAGAGAUCCAGUGUAGUGUCCUCGUCUGACGAAAGGCAGAAUGAAUCCCCUGCUGUAGCCGUCGCUCGACCGUCAUCUCUUCGUGAGAGGUUGGGAAACCGAUUGGAAAUUUUCCUACAAAACUCUUUCAGGCGCCUCGGAUUUGCUUGUGCAUCGAACCCUUGGCUCACACUUUUCCUGGGUUUUUGUGUUGUCGUUGCGCUUUCUCACGGCAUAAAAUACUUGGAAAUAACUACAAACCCUGUUGAACUCUGGGCUUCUCCUCAUUCCAGGGCUCGUCAGGAAAAAGAGUUUUUUGAUCAAAACUUUGAGCCUUUCUAUAGGACUGAACAAGUUAUAAUAAGUGCUGUUGAUUUAUCCACUGUGAAAUACAAUACAUCAUCCAAAGGUGAAGUGGAGUUUGGACCAGUUUUUCAUAAAAAAUUUCUGCUCGAUGUUCUCGAUCUACAACAAUCUAUAUUAGCAAUUGGUAGAGAUGAUGGUGUUGGUUUGGAAACCAUAUGCUUUGCCCCUCUUACUUCACCUUUCACAGGACCUGUUUUAGUAAAACAGUGUGCCGUUCAAAGCAUUUGGGGCUAUUUUCAAGAUAGCGCUGAAGAAAUUGAAGAAGAUGGAUUUUUUGAUAAAUUUCUUUCCUGUUCAAGUAAUCCAUAUUCACCUGAAUGUUUGGGAACAUAUGGUGGACCCAUUGAUCCAGCGGUAGCUCUUGGAGGUUUUCUUAAACCUGGACAAAAAAUAAGUUCACACUCUCAAUACUAUAAAGCCAACGCACUUAUUUUAACAUUUCUUAUAAAUAAUAACCACGAUAAAGAAAAAAUAAGCCAAGCUCUUAAAUGGGAGAAAAAAUUUGUUGAUUUUAUGCUUAAUUGGACACAGCAUAAACCUCCCAACAUGGAUGUUGCAUUUACAUCAGAGAGGUCGAUUGAAGAUGAACUAGAUAAAGAAUCUAAAUCUGAUGUAAUGACAAUUUUAACAUCUUAUUUAAUCAUGUUUUUUUACAUAGCAAUUUCUCUUGGUCAUAUCAGACAUUUCAAAACUUUAUUGAUGGACAGUAAAAUAACACUUGGUAUUGGCGGAGUCAUUAUUGUUCUUCUUUCUGUGGCUUCUUCAGUUGGAUUUUUCGGAUUUUGUGGAAUGCCAGCAACUCUUAUUAUUAUGGAGGUCAUUCCGUUCCUUGUGUUGGCUGUUGGUGUGGACAAUAUUUUUAUUCUUGUACAAACUCACCAAAGAACAACUAAAUUGGAAGGUGAAACAAUACAGGAACAUAUUGGACGGGUAGUUGGACUUGUUGGGCCAUCUAUUCUAUUAACAAGUUUAUCAGAAUCAGCAUGCUUUUUCCUUGGAGGACUAUCAGAUAUGCCUGCAGUAAAAGCGUUUGCCCUUUAUGCAGGAAUGGCACUAUUUCUUGAUUUUAUAUUUCAAAUAACUUGUUUCGUAAGUCUAAUGGCCCUCGAUGCAUAUCGCCAAUCGGAAAACCGUUUGGAUGUAGCUUGUUGUUUUCAUUCACCAUCCAAGUAUGAACUUCCUGCAACACCUAGUUUAUUAUAUCGAGUUACGAAAUCACUUUACAUGCCUUUCUUAUUGCACCAAAUUACGAGACCAGUCGUAAUGAUUUUGUUCUUUGGAUGGUUAUGCAUAUCAAUAGUCGCACUGCCGUCAAUAAGCAUUGGUCUCGACCAAGAACUCGCUAUGCCUCCAACUUCCUUUGUACAUAAAUAUUUCAGAUUUAUCAAAGAAUUUUUAUCAGUAGGCCCUCCAGUAUAUUUCGUAUUGGCUUCUGGGUUAAACGUGUCCAAUUUUAACAUUCAAAAUUUACUGUGCAGUGGGAAAGUUUGUAAUAUGGACUCAAUUACAUCACAGAUAUAUUUAGCGGCCAAAAUGCCCGAAGUUACCUAUAUUGCUCGGCCUUCUUCCUCUUGGAUCGACGACUAUUAUGAUUGGGCUUCUUCUGAAAGUUGUUGCAAAUAUUUUGCUGGCAAUGAAUCAUUUUGCCCUCAUACGAAUAACGACUGUACGCCAUGUGAAAUCGUUUUGGAUAAUUAUACUUCACGACCAGAGCCAGUGAGUUUUGCAAAAUUUCUGCCGUUCUUCUUGCAAGACAAUCCUGAUGAAUCCUGUGCAAAAGGUGGUCAUGCAGCAUACGGUCAUGGCGUAAAAUACACUGUAGGGAAAGGUGGAAUGGCCACUGUAGGUCCUAACUAUUUCAUGACAUUCCACACUGUAUUAAAAACAUCCUCAGAUUACUACGGAGCACUACGAGAAGCGAGAGUUAUAACAUCUAAUAUGACCCAAAUGAUAAAUAGCCAUCUGAGUCAUUUAGGUAUUAACCAAGAGGUGACCGUAUUUCCCUACAGCGUCUUCUAUGUCUUUUACGAGCAAUAUUUAACAAUGUGGACAGACACUCUUAAGUCAGUGUUUAUAUCAUUGUUAACAAUAUUUUUAGUAUCGUUCAUACUAAUGGGUCUCGAUAUAUCUUCUGCAAUACUUAUCGUUUUAACAAUUUUUAUGAUCAUCGUAGAUAUCGGUGGUAUUAUGUACAUUUGGAAUGUUAGCCUGAAUGCCGUUUCGUUAGUCAACUUAGUAAUGGCAAUAGGAAUUGGAGUGGAAUUUUGCAGUCACAUAGUUCAUUCAUAUGUUAUGUCAACCAAAGAAACAAAAGUUCAACGAGCAGCAGAUGCAAUUACUAAUAUAGGAAGUUCUGUGUUUUCCGGAAUCACGUUGACAAAGUUUGGAGGGAUAAUUGUCCUUUACUUUGCAAAAUCUCAAAUAUUCAACGUAUUUUAUUUCCGGAUGUACUUAUGCAUUGUACUGAUUGGAGCAGCCCAUGGACUUGUGUUCCUCCCUGUACUACUGAGCUAUGCAGGCGGAGGAAUAAAUCGUGAAAAAAUGUUGCGACACGUGAAGGUGGCUCAUUUGAAAGAAAUGGAUGAGCCCACAGAAACAGCGCUAAGCAGAGUAAGCCAUAUUCAAGAUCAACCCUCUGGAAUUGCUAGUGGAACUGAUGGAACUCAAAUUUCUGUGGUCAAAGCAUGGCCGAUGUGAUUAAGCUUGCAUGUUAUAAGCCUAACCUCCAAGUUAUUUGCAAAAUAGAAUUUAAGUUAAAAUAUAAUAUUUUUAAAUUUGUCUACAUUUAGAACAAAAUUGUAGCUUAAUUUUAGCGAAUUAUUUAUAUGCAUUGAAUGUGUUUGUGUAUAUUGUAUAUACAUAUAAACAGACACUUAUAUGUAUGUUAACAGUAGAAAUUAUAUCAAGCAUGAUUGUAUUUAUGAAAAUUUAUUGGUUACUGUUGGCUGUAUUUUUACAUUUUAGUUCCUAUUUUAUUUAAAUAUUUUUAUAUCAAUUAUUUUUGUUAUUAGUUUGUUUGGUCCAAAGUUUAAAAAAAAGUUUAGUUUUUAAAUGGUUUAUAUGUAUAUAUAUGUCAAUAUUAUGUCAUGCAUUGAACUGAAAUUAAUAAUUGAAAAAAAAAAAAAAAAUGGCAUUCUACUUAUUUAAUGGUUUAUUAAGUUUUUGAGGCCGUCCAUGCUUGUAUUGAUUAUUUUUUGGAAACAUUUAUUUAUAAAUUGCAUAUGUAUGAGCAUAGUGACAACUUCCAUACAUCUGCAUGGAUUCCAUGAUUGCUUUCUUAAAAA
This is a messenger RNA of Cimex lectularius (bed bug), 5047 nucleotides long. It is a transcript of the gene Npc1a, whose product is annotated as Niemann-Pick C1 protein. Gene Ontology annotation, cellular component: membrane. The coding region runs from base 393 to 4460 and encodes 1355 amino acids. Gene Ontology annotation, molecular function: lipid carrier activity. The record is from RefSeq and is a predicted model, not a curated record. The transcript has 25 exons. NCBI's taxonomy places the organism in Eukaryota, Metazoa, Arthropoda, Insecta, Hemiptera, Cimicidae.